CCCAAUUGCCCCGCGGAAGCUGCAAGACAAACAUACCAACCCAAGACAACAACUAGCUGUCCUGGCAAUCCAGAACAUUCGCGGCCAAUGGAGACGAUGGAUUUUCCCCUGCACUGGACACUAGACUUCCUACAAGACAUCCUCCCGCCCGAGACCGUCGCCCAAGUCCAGAACUUCCUGCUCAACCCGUCCAGCCCGCUGCACAACCUGCGCCGCCACCUCGCCGCCGCCGCCGCGCACAUGUACCCGCUGGUGGCGGCCGCGCUCGGCCGCCUGACCGAGCUGCUCUCGGCGUCCCCCAACGUCGUCGCCGCGGCCGUGAUCCUCGCGCUGGCCGUGCUCGUCAUGCAGAUCCUGAGCUUCGUGCACCGCCUCGUGCUGUUCUGGACGCGCGUCGCCUUCCGCCUGCUGUUCUGGGCCGCCGUCGGCCUGCUGGUCUCCGUGGCCUGGCAGCGCGGCUGGGAGCGCACCCUGCGCGACGUGGUCGUGCUGGGCAGCCAGCUGGUCGGGUGGGUGGCCGGCGUCGUGGACCUCUGGGUGCGCGAGUACGAGCGGGCGCAGGCGCAGGCGCAGGCGCAGUCGCGGUCGCAGUCGCGGUCGCAGUCGCAGCGGAGGUAUGGGGAUUAUCAGCAUUGGUGACGGCGGCCGUAUGAGUGGAAAUCAGCGCGAUCGAUGACGAUAAUGGCACGGUGUUUCAUAUGGUUGGUUUGGAGGCGUUCAGCGGAUGGGAUAGGGAUACGGCGAAGGCAUGGCGGAUCUUGUCUUUCUCGGGAGAUGCAAUUGGAAUAAUGGCACGGCCCCUUGGGCGUGGGUAUCUCGGGCUGGUCU
This is a messenger RNA of Thermothielavioides terrestris NRRL 8126, 828 nucleotides long. RefSeq lists its product as uncharacterized. Lineage: Eukaryota; Fungi; Ascomycota; Sordariomycetes; Sordariales; Chaetomiaceae. The coding region runs from base 97 to 639 and encodes 180 amino acids. The record is from RefSeq and is a predicted model, not a curated record. The transcript is spliced from 2 exons.